AUGCCCAACGACGACGCAUUCAGCAAGCCCUCGGCACCGUCGGAGGCCCCGCACGCCCCCGGGGCACCACCGCAGGGGAAAGCCGGGGGCUUCGGCAAAGCAGCAGGAGCGCUACUGGGCUCCGCGGGCGCCGGGGGCAGCGGCGGCGGCUCGGGCUCGGGGGCGUCGGGCAUGGCCGCUGCAAGCAAGAAGUCCCCACGGCUGCCCAAGUGCGCGCGGUGCAGGAACCACGGCUACGCGUCGCCGCUCAAGGGCCACAAGCGCUUCUGCAUGUGGCGGGACUGCCAGUGCAAGAAGUGCAACUUGAUCGCGGAGAGACAGCGCGUGAUGGCCGCGCAGGUGGCCCUGAGAAGGCAGCAGGCCCAGGAAGAGGAAUUGGGGAUCAGCCACCCCAUCCCGCUGCCCAGCGCUGCUGAGCUGCUUGUCAAGAGAGAGAACAGCGGCAGCAACCCGUGCCUGAUGACUGAGAGCGGCAGCUCGGCGCAGCCCCCGCCGGCCAGCACCCCCACCACUGCAGCUUCAGAGGCACGCAUGGUCAUCCAGGAUAUUCCUGCUGUCACCAGCAGAGGGCACAUGGAGAACACACCUGACCUGGUUUCAGAUUCCACCUACUACAGCAGUUUUUACCAGCCGUCGCUGUUCCCUUACUACAACAAUCUGUACAACUACCCGCAGUACUCCGUGGCCUUGGCUACCGACUCCUCUUCCGGGGAUGUGGGAAGUCCCCUCGGGGGGUCCCCCGUGAAGAAUAGCCUUCGGAGUCUCCCAGCACCUUAUGUGCCUGGUCAGACAGGAAACCAGUGGCAGAUGAAAAACUCGGAGAACCGCCACGCGGUGAGUUCCCAGUACAGGAUGCAUUCUUACUACCCGCCUCCCUCCUACCUGGGCCAGAGCGUGUCCCAGAUCUUCACUUUUGAGGAUGGCCCCUCUUACGCGGAAGCCAAAGCAAGUGUAUUCUCGCCGCCCAGCAGUCAAGAUUCUGGCUUGGUUUCCCUCUCCAGCAGCUCUCCUAUUAGUAACGAGAGCACAAAGGGAGUGCUCGAAUGUGAGUCUGCCUCAGAGCCCAGCAGCUUCACGGUCACGCCCGUCAUCGAGGAGGACGAGUAAUCGUCGCCCCAUGCCUUUGGCCGUUCACUUGGAAUAGCAGGCUAAUUCUGUUUAUACACAGGGUUUGUUAUUAAUAUUUUGCCUUGACUUAACUGUUGAGAACGUGUUUCGCUUACACUCCUUAGAGCUUAGUCCAGAGGCUAAAACACAUUAGGAAUAGUUUAGGAUCCGUGACUACCACCCGCCAGAAUUAAGUGCUUUGCUCAUGGAGUUAAACAGUCGUGUCCCUCAUUUUUUUAUGACACUGGUUUACUUGUUUUCAAGAAAUACCAUAAUUCACUCAAGUCAAGCAGUAUGUUGCAGCUAAAUGUGUUAUAAUUAGAUAUUACUUUUAGUUUUAAAAUGAAAUCUUAGGUGCCUUAGAUUUUUUUGAAUUUUAGUAUUUUAAUAAAACUGCAAAAAUAUAAAUUUAGCCAAGUACCUGACCGUUGAGAAGAAAACAGCAAAGUUAGUGAUUAUUUUAGAAAUCUGCAGAAGGUCAGAGUAAAUGGACAUACUGUGUUUGUGUUGCUGUUGGAAAAGCCUAGCCCCAGUCCAUCUCCCCAAAUCCAUGACA
Diceros bicornis minor is the source of this 1663-nucleotide messenger RNA. It is a transcript of the gene DMRT1, whose product is annotated as doublesex and mab-3 related transcription factor 1. Gene Ontology annotation, cellular component: nucleus. The coding region runs from base 1 to 1107 and encodes 368 amino acids. The record is from RefSeq and is a predicted model, not a curated record. Lineage: Eukaryota; Metazoa; Chordata; Mammalia; Perissodactyla; Rhinocerotidae. Gene Ontology annotation, molecular function: DNA-binding transcription factor activity, RNA polymerase II-specific; RNA polymerase II cis-regulatory region sequence-specific DNA binding. The transcript has 5 exons. Gene Ontology annotation, biological process: sex differentiation; regulation of transcription by RNA polymerase II.